AUGUCAGGCAUUGAUGCCGAGCGAUUUGUCGAGAAGAAGCCUUCAGGGCGUUCCCAUGCUGAUCCCCUGUACUGGUCGAAGCGCUAUCAAGAGAAAGUUUUCGAGCCGUUUGAGUGGUAUGUGAAAUGGGAGCACUUGAAGGAGCUUCUUGCGGACUGGCUAACAGCGGAGUCGGAGGUAUUGAUUGUGGGAUGUGGUGACGGACCCGGCAGUGCCUUCCUUUACGCACCGUGUUGUAGCCUGUGGGCAAUCAAGUACAUGCAACUUCAGCGGCAUGCCAUGUGGGAAAGUGAUGACGAUGACGAGUUGUUGCAAGCUGCUCUUCGGGCGGAGGAUGCUGCAUCCGCCACCUCCUUCAGUGAGGUGGAUGCUGCAGGAGGCGCCAAGCGCGCUCGGCUAGCUGAAGCCUCACCAGCGCAGCCACCGCGAACACAGACAAACAAUCAAACAUCAGACAUCCCGGUUGACACCUCGGAGCCAGCCUCGGCCUCGGGCAGAAAUGGCACAACGACAUCAAUGCCGCGGACACCUCGGGCAUCGCAGCCACAAGGCGCUUCCGCAACACGCUGCUCCGGGAGGAGCUCGGACGCUGUCUCUCCAGUCGACGCACUUGCAGAGCGCCUGCAAAAUCUUGCGCUCAGGACGCAAUCCGGUUGCAUAAGUGGACCUGGCCUUGUCAGCUGCCAGCCCUGUCCGCUCAUUCAGCAGCAUGCAAGGUACAAGCUUAAUUUCGGAGGCAUUGAGGUCCUCUUUCCAUUUGAGCAGCCGCUGGAACCCCAACGAGCAGUCAUUCAGAAUGUGUUGGAGGCACUGGUCUUGGGCAAGCACGCAGUGCUGGAAAGCCCAACUGGCACCGGCAAAACGGCAGCUGUGCUUUGCGCCUGCCUCGCCUGGCAGCGCCAUCGAAUGAGCAAGACUGGAUCUGCACCGCAAUUGAUGUAUGCUACGCGAACGCAUGCCCAGGUGCGGCAGGCGAUACGUGAAUUGAGGCGAACUCCAUACAGACCAAUCACGGCUGUUCUUGGCUCGAGAGGCGCUGGACUGUGCAUCAAGGAUGAAGUGCUGAGAUCUUCGGAAGACGAUGGACAGCUUCGACAGGCGUGUCGUCAAGCACGGCAACAGAAAACUUGCAGCUUCCAUGAAGGUCUCGCAUUCUCAAACCUGCCAGACCUGGCAAAUGCUCGCCUUCGCGGUUCUGAGCCAUGGGAUAUUGAGGACAUGGCUCAGUUUGGAAGCUCUACUAACUCCUGCCCCUAUUAUGUCGCACACUCCAUUGCCAGACAUGCUGAGCUGGUAUUUUGCCCAUAUAGCUAUGUUCUGGACCCAUCCGUGCGCCAAGCUGCAGGGCUCAGUUGUGCAGAUCUCAGUGGACGGAUUGUAGUACUGGAUGAAGCUCAUAACGUUGAAGGUGUUUGUCGUGAUGCGGGGUCGGCAGAGAUUUCUCUCGACCAGGCAAGGAAUGCUCUAGCAGUGAUCAAGCGCUGGCUGGGCGAAGAUGGUGAGAAGCCACCGGCCAGUGCGGCAGCACAACGGCUUUCUGUACCCCUGGCUGCAGCGACAUCAUCAGAGGAACUGGGUGGCUUCAUGGUUCCUGCCACUGUUUCAGCAGCCUUUGACAUGGCACGCUCUGAUGACGGGGCAUUGGCUGUUGAACGCAGGCGCAAAACUGCAAGUAUGACGAGCACCUUGCGACCUCUUUGCUCACUGCUUGGUCGCAUUUGUGGUUUUCUGGGCGAAUUAAAUCAAGCCAUAACGUAUGCUCCUCACUUGCCAGAGCAUCGUCAAGUCUCAGCCUUCCUGCGGGCGCUCAAGCUCGACUCUGAACCACUGCUGCGCCCUGACCCUGCGUGCCGAAGUCCUUCCGCAGCGCGUGAGCCGCGUGGGGAAGCCUUGCUUCGAGAAAUAGCUCGUGGAAGCGGCGCAAGCGGCGCGCAGCUCGGCGCGCAGCUUGAGCUUGCGGCCUCCUUACUUGGUCAGCUUGCAGCAGCAGCGCGAAGUCCAGACUUAUACGUGAUCCAUGCUCGACCAGAGGGUCAAGGUCAACGACCAGCCUUGCAAACUUGGCUGAUGAGUGCAGAAGGGACCUUUGCAAGUCUCGUGUCAGAACUUCAUAGCAUGCUGCUCAUGUCAGGGACACUGUCACCUCUGCCUGCAACGAUUUCCGAGCUUGGCCCCACUUUCCAGUCAAGAGCCCUUCCCGCUCUGGCGGCAAACCAUGUCGUGGGCAGAAGCGCCUUGACCGUCGUGAGUGUAGCGCAAGCCCUGCCUGCUGCUGAUUCGAAGCUGGAAUGCACUUUCCAUGCCUGGAAGCGACCAUCGUUUCUGCAUUCGAUAGGUACAGCGUUGGUCACACUUUGCCGAGCAAUCCCUGCGGGAAUUCUGGUGUUCCUGCCUUCGUACGACCUUCUGGAGCGGUGCAUGGCGACCUGGGACGAAAGCCCGUGCAACUCGUCAGCAAGGAUUUUACCAAACCAGAGAAGAGCUUCUGGAAAGGCCAAGGCCAAGCGUCGAUCCCGCGGUGCUGUGGAGCGAUUGCCAGAAGAGAUUUCCAAAAGUGGCCCGAGCAUCCUGGAUCAGCUGAAGCAUGUAAAAGGCACUAUUGUGGUGGAACCUGCACCUAUGUGCCAGCAAUCAACAGCCUCUGCAGCCAGAGUUUAUGAAGCUGCCAAGCAGAGGUACGAAAUCGCAGUUUCGCAGGCUGGACAGGCCCUCCUGCUGGCGGUGUACCGGGGAAGAAUGAGCGAAGGAGUUUCUUUCGAUGACGACUUUGCACGGGGGGUUGUGUGCAUCGGAAUCCCAUUCCCAAAUCUCACGGAAGAAAGAAUUGCUCAAAAGCGUGCCUGCAAUGAUUUUUGGACAUCUCGUUCGCUUGGUGCAGUAUCUGGUGAUGCCUGGUACGAGUCGAAGGCAUUGCAUGCAGUUGCACAGGCUCUGGGGCGCUGCAUUCGUCAUCCGAAUGAUUUUGGUGCUCUUGUUUUGUUGGACAGCCGCUGGGCGGAGUUGGGGAAAGCUAGCCUUCUGCCUCAGUGGCUGCAGCCCUUCAUGGUCGAGAAAGCGGAUGCCAGCGCUGCAGCUGAAUGGUUGCGGGAGCACUUCAUCAAUCUGACCUCCAGUUUGCGGUCCUGCCAGGUGACAGUCAAGCAGGAGCAAGAAAGCGAGCAAGCGAUCUUUAAUGCUGGGGAAGCCCGUGCGCACCGCGACGAAACGCCGCGUGAGGUCAAGGAUGAAGCGAAGGAUGAAGUCAAGGAUGAAGUCAAGGAUGAGGUCAAGGACGAAGUCAAGGAUGAAGUCAAAGAUGAGGUGAAGGAUGAAGUCAUGCAGGAUUCGCAAGCCUCUAACAGAUACUCGCACGUCGCGGAGUUGAAUUGGUUGGACACCAGCCAGGCCCACCAGAGACAGACAGCUACAACAGAGGAGUCCUCCCACUCCGGAAAAGAGCUUCGCGGCCGGGCCUUUAGGAUUGCGCUCGUCUCCAACACAGCGCCCACCUGUGUUGACUUAGACGGUGAUGAGUAG
Symbiodinium pilosum is the source of this 3516-nucleotide messenger RNA. The record is from the annotation of a GenBank genome assembly. NCBI's taxonomy places the organism in Eukaryota, Dinophyceae, Suessiales, Symbiodiniaceae.